Messenger RNA from Parastagonospora nodorum SN15, 1278 nucleotides. RefSeq lists its product as hypothetical. The transcript is spliced from 3 exons. Gene Ontology annotation, cellular component: membrane. Bases 1 to 1278 code for a protein of 425 amino acids. The record is from RefSeq and is a predicted model, not a curated record. Lineage: Eukaryota; Fungi; Ascomycota; Dothideomycetes; Pleosporales; Phaeosphaeriaceae.
AUGGCAUUCAUCCUGGCUGUUCUUUCGAUAUACUGGGGAGUAUUCUUCAAGGUCGAAAACCGCUUGAACCAUUUGUUCGUCUAUGUGGUAGACAUGGAUGGCGCUGCACCCUAUGCCAACACUGGAGCUCGGCCUUUCGUUGGACCAACUAUCACCGAGCUCGUUGAAAUGCAGUUGAACAGCGGCAAGCCCACACUUGGAUGGAGUGUCCGAUCUGGAUCCGAGUUCAAUAACGAUCCGGUGGAGGUGCGACAAGCUGUGUAUGAUUGGGACGCCUGGGCUGCCAUCAUCAUCAACCCCAACGCGACGGCGCUAUUGUACCAAGCUGUAGCUACUGGAAACACGAGCUAUGAUCCGCUCGGUGCAUGCCAGCUGGUGUACCAAGAUUCCAGGGACAGCACCAAUUGGAACGACUUCAUGUCCCCCUUCAUCAACUCGUUCAUGACGCAGGCGCAAAGUCAGGUCGGCCAGCGAUGGGCGCGCAUGGUGUUGCAAAACGCGAGCGACCCUGCUGCCUUGACGAAUAUUCAGGCCGUUCCACAGGCGAUUAACCCGGCCAUCGGGUUCUCAGAGUUCAACUUGCGCCCAUUUUUUCCUUACACUAGCAUUCCCGCUGUGUCUAUUGGUCUUAUCUACCUGAUCAUUAUUUCUUUCUUCAGCUUCUCCUUCUACAUGCCCAUCCACAUGCAGUACAUGUCGCCCAAGGGGCAUCCUCCGCUCAAAUUCCCGCAACUCAUUGCGUGGCGCUGGGCUGCGACUAUUACCGCUUACGUUUUCUUGUCGCUUGCGUAUAGCUUCGUGUCUAUGGCAUUCCAGAUCAAUUUCUUCGGCACGAACCCCGUCACGUCCGAGACUCAGGUUACUAUGAUAGAAUACCGUAACCCCGUCGCCUACGGCCACGGCACAUUCCCCGUAUACUGGAUGCUCAACUUCGUCGGCAUGAUCGCUCUCGGCCUCGCAUGCGAAAACAUGGCAAUGGUCGUCGGACAGCCCUGGAUGGGCCUGUUCCUGAUUUUCUGGGUUAUUACCAAUGUAUCAACAUCUUUCUACGACAUCGAGAUCGCGCCCACUUUCUACAGGUGGGGGUAUGCUUGGCCGUUGCAUUCGAUUGUGGAGGGCAGCCGGCAGAUAUUGUUCGGUCUGCAUUCGAGGAUUGGACUUGAUUUUGGUAUUUUGUUCGCGUGGGCAGGGGUUAAUACUGCGUUCUUUCCCGUCUGUUGUUGGUUCCAGAGGUGGAAAACGCAGAGGGAGGUGCAUGAGUAUUGGCCGAUGCAUUAG